AUGGCACACCAAUUUUCGCUCCCUCCCCUUCCCUACGCCUACGAUGCACUGGAACCCAUCAUCUCCAAACAAAUCAUGCAACUCCAUCACCAAAAACACCAUCAAACGUACAUCACAAACCUGAACGCCGCUCUCGCCGCACAAGAACAAGCCCACGCCAGCGCUGACAUCGACAUCCGCCACCUCAUCACCCUCCAACAGAAGAUCAAAUUCCACGGCGGCGGACACAUCAACCAUUCUCUGUUCUGGAAGAACCUGGCGCCGUACGGGUCCGCAGACACGGAUCUUUCGCGUGCGGCGCCGACAUUGAAGGCCGCUAUCGAGACGCAGUGGGGUGACGUGCGUGCGUUCAUGGAUGCGUUUGCAGCGACACUGCUGGGUCUCCAGGGUAGUGGUUGGGGAUGGUUAUGUCGAGGUUCGGAUGGGCGGUUGGAAAUUGUUCAGACUAAGGAUCAGGAUCCGGUCGUGGAUAAGGUGCCGGUUUUGGGGGUGGAUAUGUGGGAACAUGCUUAUUAUCUUCAGGUCCUCUUUCCGUCUCUCCUCUUUGAUGACUGUGGCUAA
Aspergillus tanneri is the source of this 561-nucleotide messenger RNA. Its product is annotated as superoxide dismutase. The record is from RefSeq and is a predicted model, not a curated record. Gene Ontology annotation, cellular component: mitochondrion. Bases 1 to 561 code for a protein of 186 amino acids. Lineage: Eukaryota; Fungi; Ascomycota; Eurotiomycetes; Eurotiales; Aspergillaceae. Gene Ontology annotation, biological process: superoxide metabolic process. The transcript has 2 exons. Gene Ontology annotation, molecular function: superoxide dismutase activity; metal ion binding.